AUGGAUACUUCGACCUCUCAACCAGGCGCCCCGCCACAGCGGGCUGCUCCGAAGACUGCGCCUCCGGGCGUCCCUAAGAAAUUGGGGACCUGGACCUGGUCCAACGUCGGAAAGCUUCCCGGAGUCAACAGAGUCUGGAAGGUUCAAGGCUACACCCACGACCCGCGCGAAGCUGCGCAGCCUGGCGAUUUGUCUGGCUUCUACUGGUUUCAGACGUAA
This is a messenger RNA of Diplodia corticola, 219 nucleotides long. RefSeq lists its product as uncharacterized. The transcript has a single exon. The record is from RefSeq and is a predicted model, not a curated record. Lineage: Eukaryota; Fungi; Ascomycota; Dothideomycetes; Botryosphaeriales; Botryosphaeriaceae. The coding region runs from base 1 to 219 and encodes 72 amino acids.